Messenger RNA from Brassica napus (rape), 1213 nucleotides. RefSeq lists its product as uncharacterized. The coding region runs from base 246 to 1094 and encodes 282 amino acids. NCBI's taxonomy places the organism in Eukaryota, Viridiplantae, Streptophyta, Magnoliopsida, Brassicales, Brassicaceae. The record is from RefSeq and is a predicted model, not a curated record. The transcript has a single exon.
ACAUUCAUUCUCUCUCUCUCUCCCUCCCGAAGUCUCAGGCUUUCUCUUUAAUUCCUCCUCGUUCGAUGAGCUCUCUUAUAGAAACUGGAUCCAUUUGAGAAAACCCAUUUCAAAUCUAUUCACUUUUUCUCAUUUCUAUGCAUUUUUAGAAAAAAAAUUGCGUCUCCCUCUCUUUCUUUGAUGAAACUCAUCACCUCCAGGUAAAACUAAAUUCAUCUCACGAUUAAGUUCCGGAGAGAAGAAAAAUGAGAGACUUCCCUUCUUGCUCCGGCGAAAACGGCGUUCAGACUGCAGACUCUCCAUCCUCCACCGCCGGCAAAACAGCUCAGAAUCUUGUCAUUUGUAUCUACCGUUGCCGCAUCCGAGGCAAGACUUGCUUGAUCACUGUCACAUGGACCAAGUCUCUGAUGGGUCAAUGCGUGACAGUAGGAGUCGACGAUUCUCGUCUCUGUAAAGUCGAGAUUAAGCCCUGGCUCUUCACUAAACGAAAAGGCUCUAAGAAUCUAUGUAAUAUUAGUGUCUUCUGGGAUCUCUCCUCUGCUAAGUUUGGAUCCAGCCCUGAGCCUUUAGGAGGGUUCUACGUAUGCGUGGUUGCGGAUAAAGAGAUGACUCUUCUCCUCGGUGAUAUGAGGAGAGAAGCUUUUAAAAAAACUAACGCUGCACCGUCUUCAUCUCUCGGUGCUGUGAUUAUUGCCAAGAGAGAGCAUGUCUUUGGCAAGAGAACGUUUGAAACAAAAGCUCAGUUUUCGAAUGAUGGCAAAACGCAUGAUCUUGUGAUAGACUGUGACGCGAGUGUAUCUGAUCCUUGUCUCGUUGUUCGUGUUGAUGGGAAGGUCUUGAUGAAGGUGAAGCGGGUUCACUGGAAGUUCCGUGGUAAUGGUACGAUGGUUGUCGAUAGGGUCUCUGUGGAAGUUCUUUGGGAUGUUCAUAGUUGGUUCUUUGGGGUGCCGUCGUCGCCAGGGCAUGCUGUGUUUAUGUUCAGGACUUGUCAACAACCUGUUGAAAAGACUUGGUCGUUGGCGCAGGUUCCAACGAGCUCAAAAUCUCAGAGUGUUGGGUUCUCAUUGGUUCUGUACGCUUGGAAGAACGAGUAGAGAAUAAGAAGAAGAAGUUUUGAGAGUUCUUGAUCUUUCUCUUGAGUGCUAACAAAAGAUUAAAAAAGGAGCUGUUGAUUCUUGUCAAUUUAUUUUAUCAUAUGAUCAGUUUCUUUAUA